AAAAUUUCCUUCCUUCUAUUCAUCAACCACCAACCCCAAAUCAACAACCCACGAUCACGGCCAUCGCCCAAUUCGACAACAAUGGCUGCCUCCACUAGCGUUCCCACCAAGGACCAGGUCCUAGUCCCCGAGACCCUUCUCAAGAAGCGCAAGAGCCAAGAGAAGGCUCGCGCUGAGAAGACUGCCGAGCUCGAGAAGCGCAAGAAGAUCAACAAGGACAAGCGCGCCGUCAUCUUCAAGCGUGCUGAGAAGUACGUCAAGGAAUACCGUGAUGCUGAGCGUGAGAAGGUUCGCUUGAACCGUCUUGCUAAGCAGGAGGGCAACUUCCACGUCCCCGCCGAAGAGAAGCUCAUCUUCGUUAUCCGAAUCAAGGGUAUCAACAAGAUCGCCCCCAAGCCCCGCAAGAUUCUCCAAUUGCUCCGUCUUCUCCAGAUCAACAACGGUGUCUUCGUCCGUGUUACCAAGGCUACCGCUGAGAUGAUCAAGAUCGUCGAGCCGUGGGUUGCCUACGGUUACCCCAACCUAAAGAGCGUCAAGGAGCUCAUCUACAAGCGUGGUUACGGAAAGGUCGACAAGCAACGUAUCCCUCUUACUGACAACGCUAUCAUCGAGGAGAACCUCGGCAAGUACGGUAUUGUCUGCAUUGAAGAUCUCGUUCACGAGAUCUUCACCGUCGGCCCCAACUUCAAGCAAGCCUCCAACUUCCUAUGGCCCUUCAAGCUCAGCAACCCCAACGGUGGUUUCCGACCCCGCAAAUUCAAGCACUUCAUCGAGGGUGGUGACCUUGGUAACCGGGAAGAGAAGAUCAACGCCCUCAUCCGACAAAUGAACUAAAUUCAAUGAUCAUGGGUUAAUGGGUCUGGUCUUUACGGGGUUUGCUUCUAUGCAUGGUUCACGGCGUUCAUAAAAGCUUCGGAUAGCAAUGAAUUGAGAAUUUGAUGAUAUGGCAACCCCAUACUUCGUAUAUAUCCUCCUUAUGAAUAUUGAUUAUGCCUCGUAUAUCUUCGGUAAUCGUCUUACUAAAUGUCGUCGUCACCAUUGCCAUCUCAUUCGUAGAGACUCUAUCCGUAAUAAAGGAAGUAAUUGUAAUCUCGUGAGGGUAGUGCGUUGAAGUAUCAUUCGACAAUUUCGAAUAGCUGGUUCAAGCCCAGAAGACAAG
Hypoxylon trugodes is the source of this 1159-nucleotide messenger RNA. Its product is annotated as 60S ribosomal protein L7. Gene Ontology annotation, molecular function: structural constituent of ribosome; RNA binding. Gene Ontology annotation, cellular component: cytosolic large ribosomal subunit. NCBI's taxonomy places the organism in Eukaryota, Fungi, Ascomycota, Sordariomycetes, Xylariales, Hypoxylaceae. The record is from RefSeq and is a predicted model, not a curated record. The transcript is spliced from 4 exons. Bases 82 to 834 code for a protein of 250 amino acids. Gene Ontology annotation, biological process: maturation of LSU-rRNA from tricistronic rRNA transcript (SSU-rRNA, 5.8S rRNA, LSU-rRNA).